CGUUGACGAAGCAUCAUACAUGUAGGUAAAGUCCCAAGCUAGACCCUAGGGCUUUGGGUUAGCCGGGGUGACAGGGGGAAAAAAGAAUAGUGGCAGUGAUAUCGCUUUUCUUCAGAAUAUCUCAAAAAUUCCUUUCUCUUUCUCAAGUCUCACACAAGGAGUUGCAAAAAGGGGUCUGGAAUGAUCCCGGAGCACAUUCACCGUGCGCUCCCGGAACGACUUUCAAAUGCAAUUGAUACCCCCAAUCGCAUCUACCGGGACCCUUUCCCUCAUUCACCGAAGUUGCCUCGCUCCCUUGACCAUUCUCGACAGGGACUUUGUCAAUCAGCGGAAGAAGAAAAGAGAGCCUUGCAAAUGCUACCAUCAGUUGAGAUGGGACUCACAACCGUGGCAGGCUCGAGUUGACACCCAAUCAGAGUUGAUGAUGGGUCAAAGACUGUAUCUAAUAUCACUUACAAUGGCCGUCGCAAGCGAGAUCUCUCCCAUCAGGGAACACUAUAUCAGCCAACUCACCCCUUUCGACAAGUUCAUUGCAAGCCUCGGCAAAACCGCUCGCCCGACAGACUUCCAGCUUGUGGAUUUCGCCGACCUCGAGAUCCUCGGGUCCCUCCCCGGCAAGACGGGAGCAAGGAUCGUCACCAAGAAAGCCUCCGGCCUUACCCCACAGGGCACCUUCGUCUUCAAGGGGAUGGACUUUGAUCAGUACAAGCGAGACAGCAAAGACUUUAAGGAACACCAAGAAAAGACCCUUCUCCACGAGAUCCGCACCUUGUGCACCCUACCGCCCCACCCGAACAUCAUGCCCUGCCCCAAGGUCCUCGUCGUCGUACAGGACGGGGACAACAAGUACCGCAUCUGCGGCUUUCUUCAACCGGUCAUGAGCAAAGACUCGGUUGACGAGCAGGUCAUGCGCGCCAAUAGAGCCGGACACCGUCUCCCGCUGGGUCUCAAGGCCAAGUGGUGCUACCAGAUGGCCCUCGCGAUCCAGCAUACCCACCAGGUCGCCGAGAGCUUCCACAUGGACCUGAAACCCGGCAACAUCCUCGUCGACGACUACAACAACCUCCGGCUCAUCGACUGGGAGCAGAGCGGGUUCUCCAUGUUUACGCAUCCACCCGAGGUAACCAUCGACCAAGAGGCCGAAGAGUCGUCCGUCUCCACCGGCGCGAACGGCAAGCCGGUGGUCAUUUAUACCCCCCACACCGGCGCGCCGCGGAGAAAUCAGAAGUGGGGAUUUCCGGACUGGAACGUCCUUCCGGAGUGGAAGACGACGUGUCCCCGGGCCGCAGAGCUGGCGGAGGUGUUUAGUCUGGGCAGGACGAUGUGGAUGCUCCUCGAGCAGGUCGAGCAAUCCCCCGACCCUACGGUAUGGACGGCGAUGGCGAUGGACGUCCCGAAGGAGUGGCAAGACAUGAUUAUGCGGUGUGUUGAGAGGGACCCUAACAACCGGCCCGAGUUGGACGAGGUGGUUGAAUUUUGGCGCAAGCAGUUCUGCUAGGGCUACGAGACUACGAAUUUUGCUUUUUGGGCAUACUUACACAAAGCGGUGUAACAUCAGGGACAUGGAGUUCUUGGGGCAAUCACACGGCGGAGGAUACAUAGAGGGAACUUCUUCGGAACCCUAUCACACUAGUACUUGUUUCUUAAGCAAAACAUUCUUCUCA
This is a messenger RNA of Colletotrichum scovillei, 1664 nucleotides long. RefSeq names its product phosphotransferase enzyme family protein. The transcript is spliced from 2 exons. Gene Ontology annotation, biological process: protein phosphorylation. Gene Ontology annotation, molecular function: ATP binding; protein kinase activity. Lineage: Eukaryota; Fungi; Ascomycota; Sordariomycetes; Glomerellales; Glomerellaceae. The record is from RefSeq and is a predicted model, not a curated record. The coding region runs from base 227 to 1498 and encodes 423 amino acids.